Amaranthus tricolor (Joseph's coat) is the source of this 1270-nucleotide messenger RNA. RefSeq names its product single-stranded DNA-binding protein WHY2, mitochondrial. The coding region runs from base 197 to 901 and encodes 234 amino acids. Gene Ontology annotation, molecular function: single-stranded DNA binding. Lineage: Eukaryota; Viridiplantae; Streptophyta; Magnoliopsida; Caryophyllales; Amaranthaceae. The transcript is spliced from 8 exons. Gene Ontology annotation, biological process: regulation of DNA-templated transcription; defense response. The record is from RefSeq and is a predicted model, not a curated record.
UCAUGUCCAUUAAGAUGACUUAAAAUUAAUUUUUUUUUUUUGGCUAAUCCUAGAAUCACUAAUGCAAAUGUUAGAUUUUUGAAAUUAAUCACCAAUAUUUUUCGUUAAAGUUUUUGAUAAUACUUCCUAUAUCUUCCCGCUAGAAAUUCCCUAUUUCUGCGCUUGUUCGUCUUAGAUUUUUCUACUCUCUUGCAAAAUGAUGAAACUAGCCAACCUUUUCAAGUCCAGGAGCAUUAUUUCCAGGAAACUCAAUCAUUAUAAUUCUACCCAAGAUGUCUUCCGUUCACAUUCACAUGCUUUGAUGAGCCAUGCUAACAUUUCUACAGUUGGACAGAAGGCUUUUACCAAUGAACGGAUUUAUGCAGGAUACUCUGUGUACAAGGGCAAAACCGCAUUCUCUGCUGAACCAGUUCCACCAGAAUUUAUUAAAGUUGAUUCUGGUAUCAGAAUUAAGCGUCAGGGUUAUAUAAUGUUAUCAUUUUCGCCUUCUGUAGGAGAGCGCAAGUAUGAUUGGCAGAAGAAGCAGAGGUUUGCUUUGUCAGCCACUGAAGUUGGUUCACUGAUUGCUUUGGGGCCUGCUGGUUCUUGUGAAUUCUUUCAUGAUCCUGCUAUGAAGACAAGCAAUGCUGGCCAAGUGCGAAAGAGCUUAUCAAUUAAGGCAAAUCCAGAGGGUACUGGCUACUUCUUUAGUUUGAAUGUUGUCAAUAACACCCUGAAGACCAAUGAGCGUUUGACUCUCCCUGUCUCAAGUGCUGAAUUUGCUGUCAUGCGCACGUCAUUUAGUUAUGCAUUGCCCCACAUUAUGGGUUGGGAUCGAUACUCGAGCCAGCAUCGUCGUUAUGAAGAGGGGACUAUAAUGAAAGGUGGCGAGAAAACUCUGCAUUCAGAAUGGAGUAGAUGAACCGGACACUCUACAGAGAUGAGUGAGGCAGAUUUGGUAUUUUGAUCUUAUGUGAACAAUUCCAAUCAGAUUUUCGUAGUGUGAAGGCGGUCUUUUGAAAUACUAGAAACAAAACAAGACUUUGCAGGAAGAUCCUAAGAUGCCUGUUUAUUUGUGUACUGUACUUAAUUUCCUUGCCUAUUACGAUGGGACUCGUACCAUCGUACGUGGCUGCUUUCUCGGCUCCUUGACUGAGUUUUGACACCUUUGUGUAUGUAAUGUGCGAUUUAGUGUGUUCUAAACCUCUAAUUCCAGAUUUUGUUAAACUCAUAACGGAUGUGUGUUGUGUGUUAGGAUGGGUAUGAAAAUGGUCGACAUGAGUUCUUUUAA